CUGACGUCCGGACGUGUUCAGCUGAAGCAGCUCUGCAUACAUGAGCAGGAGGAAGGAUUUGAUUUCACGCGGCACAAAGCACAGAGUCCUUUGCUCCACAUUGUAUUACUCCAAAAACAGUACACAGCACCUAUACAGUAUUAAGGAUGCAGUGUUUUAAAUUGAUUAAAGAAUAACAUCCUGUAUGGAGGCUUUCGUCCUAACAGGAACAAAAUAGUUUCCUCAUAUUAUGUGCAAAUGUGAAGCCUGCAAUACAUCACCUCUGCCCCACAUUGACACACAAUGAAACAUCCCACCCAAGGGCUUAAAAUCUGCUCCCUCAUCACACUGGAGCCUGUUGCCUCUUCCAGAGAGUCACGAGAACAUCCAGCAAGAUGCCUGCCGACUACAGCGGGACAUGGGACCUCGUCAGUAACGUUAACUUUGAGGGAUACAUGGUCUCACUUGGCAUUGAUUUUGCAACUCGCAAAAUUGCCUCGAUGUUGAAGCCCCAGAAGGUGAUUAAGCAAGAUGGAGAUUGUUUCAUAAUCAGGACGUUCACUUCUUUUAGAAAUUAUGAGACCUCGUUCAGAGUUGGAGAGGAGUUCCAAGAGGUGACCACAGGAAUGGACAACCGGACGUGUCAGACUGUGGUGACCUGGGACAAUGAAAAGCUGGUGUGUGUUCAGAAAGGAAAAAAGAAGAACCGAGGGUGGAAACACUGGAUUGAGGGGGACGAGCUUCACUUGGAAAUGACCUGCGAGGACCAAGUCUGCAAGCAAAUUUAUAAAAGGGCUUCUUGAUUUAUUGUACUUAUGAUUGGUGAAACCAUUUCCUGCAACGGAGAAUUGAAUUCACAUUAAAUGGGCUAAUCCACAUCAUUGAGUUCUUCUCUCUGUUGUGGAAGAAGUAUCUGAACCUCUUAUUUUAGAAAAACUACCAAUAGAACAGUGUAAAGUACUGCAUUGAAAUACUACUUAAGUAAAAUGACAAAAGUAUUAAUGCACUUAAUGUUAUUGAAGUAAAAUUCUGCAUAAUAAAAUACCCCUGUGUGAUUUUUCAUA
Molecule: messenger RNA, 1043 nt
Organism: Platichthys flesus (European flounder)
Lineage: Eukaryota; Metazoa; Chordata; Actinopteri; Pleuronectiformes; Pleuronectidae
Gene: rbp7b
Product: retinol binding protein 7b, cellular
Exons: 4
Coding region: 375-782 (135 amino acids)
Biological process (GO): fatty acid transport
Cellular component (GO): cytosol; nucleus
Molecular function (GO): fatty acid binding
Source: RefSeq, a predicted model, not a curated record